Molecule: messenger RNA, 4766 nt
Organism: Carya illinoinensis
Lineage: Eukaryota; Viridiplantae; Streptophyta; Magnoliopsida; Fagales; Juglandaceae
Product: protein EMBRYO SAC DEVELOPMENT ARREST 30
Exons: 2
Coding region: 905-4618 (1237 amino acids)
Biological process (GO): DNA integration
Cellular component (GO): Golgi apparatus; chloroplast; cytoplasm
Molecular function (GO): nucleic acid binding
Source: RefSeq, a predicted model, not a curated record
ACUGUGGAUAAAAGAAAGUGAUUAAUAUUUUUCUCCCCACUUUUCUCUCCAUUUUCGUUUACAUGGUAUCAGAGCCGAUUCUCACGAAUCCGAGCUCUGUGUGGGUUGAGAAUAUUUUUCAAGUGUAGCUCGUGUGGUGUUUGUGCUCGCCGGAGUGUUUCCGUGUGCUUUCCGUGUGGUUUUUGUGGUUGCCGGCGCCGUGUGGUGGUUGAAGUGUUUUCCGGCCAGGUUCCGGCAUCAUCUCGGGUACUGGACACUAGGGGUGAGCUCGCCGGCCGAUUCUGUUGUCUCCAAGCUUGGUUGCCGUCGUCUCCAGCCGCCGGAAGAGGUUGCCGUCCGUCGAUCCAGCUUCGUUUGGUUGCAGGUAAACUCGUAUUCUAGUUCUGGAGUAGGAAUACUCCUGAACCUGUAUAGAGUUUUAUUCCAGGUUGGAAUAAAACGUGUUUGGUAACACGGAUAGAUUAAACCUAUCCUCGGUUAGGAUAGGCUUAUCCGGCGCAGCCCAAACAAGCCAGACCCGACCCGAGGCCAACCCGGACCCGAUCCGAGUCCGACCCGAUCCGAGACAGUGCAUACCGGCCUCGAACCGGAUCCGAUCCGAAACAGGCCGAUUUCGGCCGAUACAGAGCCGAAACAGGCCGAUACCGGCCGAAACAGAGCCGAUUUCGGCCGAUACAGUCCGAUUCCGACGACUUUCAGACCGAUACAGUCCGGUUCCGAACCGGUACAACGCUUUUUUGACCGGUUCAGACUUAUUUCACUCAAUACAGGCUCGGGAUUUGGGUUUUUAAUCUGGAUUUCUACGUUUCCAGAUUGUUUUUUCCAGUUUUGGUCCACGUUUCAUGAUUUUUAUGUGAAAUCUUUGUUUCUAAGUGGACUGUUGUGAUAUAUUGGUAUAUUUCCCAUGGCAAAUAAAUUUGAGUCGAUGUCACUUGCACCAAAUAUCAAUAUGCCUAUGACUUCAGUGAAGUUAAAUGGAAAGAAUUACAUGCUGUGGUCGAGAUCCGUUGAAAUGUUUUUGAAAGGCAAGGGUCUUCGCCGUACUCAUCUGAUUGAUCCUAUUCCUGCUUCGACUAGUCCUACAUUUGCUCAAUGGGAGCAGGAAGAUGCUCAAAUAUUAUCUCUGAUGUUGACUAGUAUUGAACCUAGUAUCUGCUCGAGUUUAAUACAUUUUGACACUGCUCAAGAGGUGUGGGGGCAUCUUAAACAGAUGUAUUCAGGUGCUGGAAACAUAACUCGUAUUUAUGAGUUGUGUAAACAAUUCUUCGUGUUGGAACAGAAUGCUUUGGGCCUGGAAGAAUAUUAUUCUCAAGUGAUGGGCAUAUGUGAAGAACUCAAAGUGUAUCAACCCGUCACUUCUGAUGUUCCAAGUAUGCUGAAACAACGAGAAGAUUUUAAUAUUGUUCGCUUCCUGGUUGGCUUAAAACCGGAAUAUGAGUCAGUGCGGUCUCAGAUUUUGGCAAGUCCACAGCUUCCGUCAUUUCCUGAUGUAUUCUCUCGACUUCAACGAGCUACAUUAUCUUCUGAUCAGAGUAACGAGAGAUCUGCUUUAACUGCUUCCUAUGUUGCUCCUGCUGGACGUGGAGGUCAGAGUGGAAGAGGUGCACGUGGGGGUGCACGUGGGGGAAGAGAUAAUCGCACUCGAGGUCGUGAAUUUCGUAAGUGCACCCAUUGUGGUCGCACUAAUCACUCAGUGGAUUAUUGUUGGGAUCUACAUGGUAGACCAUCUGGGUCUGCUAAUCGGAAUCUGCAUGGUAGACCAUCUGGGUCUGCUAAUCAAGCCACUGUUCAAGAUGAUUCACAGCCAACGAGCUCCAACAGAUCUUCAGAUAUGAUCAGUAUAUCAAAGGAGGAGUAUGAGCGGUUUUUGGGUCACACAGGGGCUUCAUCUUCCACAGCUACUCUUACCCACUCAGGUAUAGCAUCUGCAUGUCUUGUUUCACCCACUCAGGGUCCAUGGAUCAUUGAUUCAGGAGCUAACGAACAUUUGACCGGUUUGUCUUCUGUCCUGUCUAAAUUAAAUACUGUACCAUCUGUAAAAAGUGUCACUCUUGCUAAUGGUUCUCUUGCUAAAGUUACAGGCAUUGGAUCCACUAAACUCACUGAUUCCAUAUCCUUGUCAUCUGUCCUACAUGCUCCGAGUUUUCCUUUUAGUUUGCUGUCUAUUAGUAGGAUUACUCAAAGUUUACAAUGUUCAGUGACCUUUUAUCCCUCUUCAUGUGUUUUUCAGGAUCUCAAGACGGGGAACAAGAUUGGUACGGGGCAUGAAGCUGGUGGUCUGUAUUAUCUUGAUGUUCAACAGUCACCCACUCGAGCUCUUACAACCCCCUCAUCAUCUGCUUUUGAAUGGCACUGUCGCCUGGGUCAUCCCUCACUUUCUCUUUUGAAGUGUCAAAUUAAGAACUUGGGGAGUGUGUCCCCCUUUUCUUGUGAAGCGUGUCAACUUAGUAAACACCAUCGUGUGUCUUUUGUUCCUCGUAUUGAUAAACGUGCAUCGAGUCCUUUUGAAUUGGUUCACUCUGAUAUAUGGGGACCAAUCAACAUUGAAUCAAACAAGUUUCAAUAUUUUGUUACAUUUGUUGAUGACUACUCUCGUGUGACAUGGUUGUUUUUGAUAAAGGCCAGAUCUGAACUUCUUUCCAUAUUUCAAAUGUUUUGGAAACAAAUUAAAACUCAGUUUAAUAAAAAAGUUCAGAUUUUGCGUUCUGAUAAUGGUAGGGAAUAUCUAUCUGGUGCCUUUGCUACUUACCUAAGUGACAAAGGAAUUGUUCAUCAAACAUCAUGUUCAUAUACACCCCAACAGAAUGGGGUGGCAGAACGCAAAAAUCGGCAUUUGUUAGAUGUAACCCGAGCACUAUUGCUACAUAUGCAUGUUCCUAAACGGUUUUGGAGUGAUGGUGUUCUUACUGCUUGUCAUCUUAUUAAUCGUAUGCCUUCAUCUAUUCUUAAUGGUUCAUCUCCCUUCUCCGUCUUGUUUCCGUCAUCUUCACCUUUUUCUCUUCCACCAAAAAUCUUUGGAUGUGUUUGCUUUGUUCAUAACCUUGGUCCAGGCUUUGAUAAACUUGACCCCCGUUCUACCAAGUGUCUCUUUGUUGGUUAUUCUCGGACUCAAAAAGGAUAUCGCUGCUAUAGUCCUACUCUUAGACGCUAUUUCACAAGUGCUGAUGUUACCUUCUUUGAGUCCAUACCUUUUUUUUCAAAUACAUCUUCAAGUGUUGAGUGUGACCCUCUACCAUUACCUACCCUUACAUUAUCUCCCUCACAAUCUCCCUCACAACCGCAGGUUUACUCACGUCGCUCGCGGCCGCCGGCUCCCAUGCCUCAACCAGUCGUGCCUCCAUCUUCAGAUCUUGAGUUGUCUCAACCAAUCGUGCCUCCAUCUUCAGAUCUUGAGUUGCCCCAACCAGUCGUGCCUCCAUCUUCAGAUCUUGAGUUACCCAGUACUUCAGACUCUCUACCUAUUGCUCUUCGCAAAGGUAGUCGUUCUUGUGUUACUCAACAUCCUAUUAGUCAAUUUGUCUCAUAUCAUGCCUUAUCUCCUUCAUUCUCAUGUUUUACAUCUCAAGUUUCAAAACUCUCUAUUCCUAAGACACUUCAGGAUGCAUUAUCUGAUCCGGGAUGGAGGACAGCUAUGGAAAGUGAAAUGGAUGCUCUUCAUCAUAAUCGCACAUGGGAUCUUGUUCCACUACCACCUAGUAAACAACCUGUUGGCUGUAAAUGGGUAUACACUAUCAAAUUUCAUCCUAAUGGUUCUGUGGAACGUCUGAAAGCCCGCCUGGUUGCAAAGGGCUAUACUCAAACCUAUGGCAUUGACUACGAAGAGACAUUCUCUCCAGUUGCCAAAAUCUCUUCUGUCCGAGUGCUAAUCUCUCUUGCUGCUAAUUUAGACUGGCCCUUAUUUCAGUUGGAUGUAAAAAAUGCAUUCCUCCAUGGCGACUUGCAUGAGGAAGUUUAUAUGGAGCAACCACCUGGGUUUGUUGCUCAGGGGGAGUAUCGAGGUACUGUAUGCAGGUUGAAAAAGGCAUUAUACGGCUUGAAACAAUCUCCUCGAGCAUGGUUUGGAAGGUUCUCUGAUGCUGUAUUGAACUUUGGUCUUCACAGAUGCCAAACAGACCACUCGGUAUUUCACUUGCAUAGUGAUGCAGGUCACAUUUUGUUGGUUGUAUACGUGGAUGAUAUUGUAAUCACUGGGAGUGACUCUGCUGGAAUUAUUAGACUAAAGCAAUUUUUACAUGAUCAGUUUCAGACGAAAGACUUGGGCAAACUUAGGUAUUUCCUUGGAAUUGAAGUCAGUAGAUCUAAAGAGGGCAUCAACCUAUCUCAGAGGAAAUAUGUACUCGAUCUGUUAGAAGAAACCGGCAUGUUGGGUGCACGACCUAUUGACACCCCUAUGGAUCCCAAUCGUAAAUUCUUGAAAGAAGAAGGGGAGCUGUUUAGAGAUCCAGGAUCUCACAUUGGGAUGCUGUGGUUCAUAUUCUUCGUUAUCUCAAGCGAGCACCUGGUCUUGGAAUAUUAUAUCGACCAAAUGGACAUCUUAGAGUUGAAGCAUUUUCAGAUGCUGAUUGGGCAGGAUCUCCUUCAGAUAGAAGAUCUACUACUGGAUAUUGUACCUUUGUAGGAGGUAACUUGGUUACAUGGAAGAGUAAGAAACAAACAGUAGUAGCUCGUUCUAGUGCGGAAGCGGAAUACAGGGCAAUGGCACAUACUACUAGUGAGCUGACAUGGUUACAACACUUUCUUCAAGAGAUUGGGUUUCCAGCUCCUAU